AUGAUUGAGCGCAUGCAUCGAACUUUGAAAACUGCUAUUAAAUGCCACACAGACAGCAAUUGGACUGAAAUCUUACCUAUCGUACUUCUCGGACUUCGAACAACUUUCAAAGAAGACCUGAAAGCAACACCUGCUGAAAUGGUUUAUGGCGAAACACUCGCAUUACCAGGAGAAUUCUUCAAUAAUCCGACAGAUGAAUACAUUGAAAGCGACUUUGUUCAGAAUCUCCGAAAAGCAAUUCAAAAUAUUAAACCUGUUCCAGCUUCUAGUCAUUCUUCGAAAAACUCCUUCAUUCAACAUGAUCUCAAAUCUUGUACCCAUGUUUUUGUUAGAGAUGAUACAGUCAAACCACCUUUAAAGACACCUUACGAUGGUCCUUUCAGAGUCAUAAAUCGCAAUGAUAAAAAUUUUGAUGUUGAAAUGGGCAAGAGGGUGGUGAAAAUCAGCAUAGAUAGACUAAAGGCAGCUCACUUAUCCAAACAAGACGAACAAGCUAUACCAAAGUUAUCUUCAUCAUCAAAAGUUAAUUUUCCUCAACAAAAAUCUUCGAUCAUGCAAAAAGACACUAAGUCAUCAGUCGGAGGUCAAAAUCAAAACCCAUGCACAAGUCGUAUCGGAAGACAUGUGCAUUUUCCAAAAAAAUACACCGACUUCAUCUAA
Molecule: messenger RNA, 660 nt
Organism: Eupeodes corollae
Lineage: Eukaryota; Metazoa; Arthropoda; Insecta; Diptera; Syrphidae
Exons: 1
Coding region: 1-660 (219 amino acids)
Molecular function (GO): nucleic acid binding
Source: RefSeq, a predicted model, not a curated record